UAUAAGACAGUUUGUGUUUUGUUUUUUUGGGAGGGGGUGCGCAUAUGCAUAUAUAUGUUCAUAUGUGCGUGUGUUUUAGCGUGUAUGUGUGUUUGUGUUCCCGGUGACACAGAUUGAUGGAGGGAGAAGACAGAGGCUGAGGGGACUGUGCUGGUGGCGGUGGGGGAGGUAGGUAGAGAGUAGAGCAUUGCAGGGUAAUAGAAUCAAUACUGUUGUCUGUAACAUACCUGCCGUUGGGCUUUCAGUCUGGCCCCAGUAGCCAGUCAGCCAUCAGACCCAGCCGCCGUAGAGCAAAGACAGAGAACGAGAGGGGGGACAAAGAGAGAGAAAAGGAGGGGAAAUGCAGGCAUUGCCGCCUUCUUUUUUAUUUCCCUCAAAUGACGGUGAAUGAAGAUGGAGUGUUGAAAAAGGCUAAGUUUGAUUCCUUUGUGUUUUUUAAACCUUUGUGUUUUGUUUAGUGCCUCUGCCGCCAAGAUGUACUGGAACUCUGGAUAGAGGAAGAUACCGUCCUUUUGUGUCUCUGUGCCUGUAUUUGUGUGCAUAUGCAUGCAUGUGUGUGUGUGUGUGUGUGUGUGUGUGUGUGUGUGUGUGUGUGUGUGUGUGUGUGUGUGUGUGUGUGUGUGUGUGUGUGUGUGUGUGUGUGUGUGUGUGUGUGUGUGUGUGUGUGUGUGUGUGUGUGUGUGUGUGUGUGUGUGUGUGUGUGUGUGUGUGUGAAUGUGUCUGUGUGUGUGUGUGUUUAAUCAACAACUGCACCAUCAGAGGACACAUGUUGAGGGAGACAUGUUGUCCACAUGUCUGUGUCGCUGCUACUCUAUGUGUUUGUCUUGUUUCUCCUCUAGAUUCCCAGAUUGCUUUAGUCAAUCUGUCUCUGCUUUUUUGCGUUUUAAAUUAUCUUUCUCACACGUUGAUGAUAUUCCAUUUAGAAUGAUGAAAGGGGAUUGGGAACUCGUUUGAGAUUGGAAUUGAUGGAGAGAGGAAAUAUAUUUUGGUAGACAUGUUGAUGUGGUUUAUCAGUUAAUGGCUGAUAUCUGCACCUGCGUUCACACCAUAUGGGUGUUCAAAAGCAGAAUUGAGUUUGAGAUUGCAGUAUUGUGGUAAAAACGAUAUCUACAGAUCCAACUGAAGUGUAUUAAUAAUAUGGACUUGUAACUUGAACCGCAGAUAAAUACAUAAUUCAUUAGUGUGUGAAGUUGUGACAAAUGUCUUCAAAUGGCUCUUCUUUCCUUUCUGUAAAGACUCACCCUGUUUCACAUGAUUCACAUCCAUCAGCAUCUAUUUAUUUCUGACAGCUAAACAGAUACGGCCGAUAGUUGAUUCUUUAUUUAACUCAUUGACUGUAUUUUUAUCAUUAUUUGAAAUUAUUGUCACAAAGAGAAUUUACCUGUGUUAGUCAGUCAGUGUGUCAGUCAGACUGUCUACCAAUAGGUGGCACUGCUACGCCAAAUUUUCUCUCACAGAACUUUUGCUCUUGGCACUGUAGUAGGAUAUAUUGGACACAAUGUACUUGAGUAGUUAUUUAAACAAAUCAACAUGUUUGAGAGAAGUGUAUGUACAGUAACAUGUUCUUAUUUCAUAGUGUUUGACUGUCCCUGAGAAUGACGCAAUUUCAUUCCCUCCCUCCGCAGGUAGAGUCGGACAUUUUGGAAAAUUGUAUCCAGCGACAUCUUGCUAAGAUGGAUGCAAAGGCUUCUCUCUUCACCCUUCCACAUCCUCCUUUAACCCUGCACGACCAUCAUGUCCUGUGUCCCCAUCUCACCCUACACAGUGUAUGACGAGAGGUUACUGACAGCUGCAGACAAUUUCAUUGCGGCUGCCUUCAAACUGCCUAGAGCUUCUGGAUGUUUCCCUCCAUGUGGUUUUCAGACUUCUGGUUAUGUCUACAACUGUAUCACCUGUCAGUAUGACUCCUGUGAGUUCCCACUUGACUGUCCAACAAAGAACAUCACAGUCAUGGAGAACAACCGGACACAGAUGAGGUGUGACGUCCCCUUUCCCCUGCCUUAUGAAAUGAAAGUGGUCUGGAGGUUUGCAGAGGAGAUCAGGACCCAGCAGGUGGAUCAGUUUGAGGAGGUGACAGUAGGGAUAGACCGGCUCUACUCUAUCCCCUCAGCUGGUCUGCGACACCAGGGUACAUACCAGUGUGAGAUCUACUCUGACCAGCGCUCCUUAGUCAGACUUUACUACCACCUCAUAGUCAUCCCCCAGGUGGUUGUAGGCCACAGUGAGCUGCAGGAGAUAUUUGAUCUGUCACUGCUUCCAGGGGGCCAAAUUGUCCCUGUGCCUGGUGGAUGGUCCCUUGCCCUUCUCCGUCUCCCCCCUCCCUCUCUCCUCACGGCCUGUCUGACUUCUCUGCUGCUGCUGCUCUUCCUCUCCCUGGGGAUUCUGCACUGGUGGUCGAUAAAGAAAGAGAAGAGUGAUGUGGAGCAAGCUGAAGACGAUCCAGAUUCAAGGUGCCCAGUGCGGGAGAUUUAUCUACUGCAAUAAAAACGAGCAAUCGGUCUUUAGCUGGUUUCACCACUAGAGGGCGAUAAGCACAUGUUAAUAUCUGUAACUUCAGUGCUUUAAGGCAGGAGUCAUUAUGAUCGGUUGCCUUUACCUUCCUGAUGUAAGACAUUAUUUGUUAUAAUGACAAUGAUUAGGCUACUAUUAUCACCACAUACUGUGGCAUGGUGAGACCAGUGAAUGCUUUAUGGGACAGAUUCAACACAUUUUUACUUGUUCAAAGACCCCUACUGUUAUGACAGAUUCGAUGUGAUACAUAAUGUGACGUUUUUAAUUAAGAAAUCCUCAAAUCUCAAUCCUAACCUAGCCUCAACCCUUACCGUAACCCUAGCUUCAUUUCCACAUCCCGGCUCAACCCUAACCCUCAACCCCAACCCUAACCCUAACCCUAACCC
Molecule: messenger RNA, 2897 nt
Organism: Oncorhynchus keta (chum salmon)
Lineage: Eukaryota; Metazoa; Chordata; Actinopteri; Salmoniformes; Salmonidae
Gene: spaca6
Product: sperm acrosome associated 6
Exons: 8
Coding region: 1735-2484 (249 amino acids)
Biological process (GO): fusion of sperm to egg plasma membrane involved in single fertilization
Source: RefSeq, a predicted model, not a curated record